Messenger RNA from Magnusiomyces paraingens, 1197 nucleotides. RefSeq lists its product as uncharacterized. Lineage: Eukaryota; Fungi; Ascomycota; Dipodascomycetes; Dipodascales; Dipodascaceae. The transcript has a single exon. Bases 1 to 1197 code for a protein of 398 amino acids. Gene Ontology annotation, molecular function: S-methyl-5-thioribose-1-phosphate isomerase activity. The record is from RefSeq and is a predicted model, not a curated record.
AUGUCUAAGACUCUUCAAGCCAUCAAGUUUGACUCUGGAGAUCGCACUCUGGAGAUUCUUGACCAGCUCAAACUUCCUCAUAUUAGUGAGUAUGUGUCUAUUAAAGACACAAAGGAUGGUUUUGAUGCCAUUCGCUCCAUGACUGUACGUGGAGCUCCAGCCAUUGCGAUUGUUGCUGCUUUAUCUCUUGCUGUGGAGCUUAAUAAGAAAUUUGUUGUUGAGCCCACAUCUGCCAAUGCAGAAGAAGUGGCUACUUAUGUUAAGGAGAAACUUGCGUACCUUGUUGAAUCCCGACCUACUGCUGUUAAUUUAUCGCGAGCUGCUAAGGAUUUGACUCUUUUGGUUGAUGAGAACAAAAAUAACGGUUCUGGUAAAGAUCUUGCCGAACUUGUGAUUAAGGCCGCGGAAGCCAUGCUGGAAGCUGACGUGGCUGAUAAUAAGGCUAUUGGUAAGAAUGGUGCCGAAUGGGCCAUUAAGCAGCUGUUGUUGCCUAGUGACUCUUCAGACAGCAAGUUUUCAGCAUUGACCAUUUGUAACACGGGCUCAUUGGCCACUGCUGGGUAUGGUACUGCAUUAGGAAUCAUUCGCAGUCUUUAUUCCAGUGGACGUUUAGAUCACACUUAUGCUUGUGAAACUCGCCCAUAUAAUCAAGGUUCACGGUUGACUGCUUAUGAGUUGGUUUAUGACCAAAUUCCUGCAACGCUUAUUACAGACAAUAUGGCUACAGCAUUAUUGUCUCAGCGUGAAAGAGGCCCUAGAGGAGAAUCGCAUGCACCUGUGCGGUUGAUUGUUGUUGGUGCUGAUCGUGUUGCUCGCAAUGGCGACACUGCAAACAAGAUUGGUACGCAUCAGUUAGCUGUGCUUGCGAAACACUUCAACAAGCAGGGUGACGCAGUACGGUUUGUUGUCGCAGCCCCAACCACAUCAAUUGAUCUUAAUACAGCCACUGGUGCAGACAUUGUGAUUGAGGAGCGACCUCAGCAUGAGUUGGUGCAAGUUCGUGGGCCCGAAGUUAUUGGAGGUCAAGUGAGUAGCGAUAGUGAACACCGCACGGUGCACGUGGCGGCGCCAGGCAUUGAUGUGUGGAACCCAGCAUUUGAUGUUACGCCGCAUGCGCUUAUUGAUGCGAUUGUUACUGAGAGGGGAGUUGCAGAAAAGAAUGCGGCUGGUGAUUUUGAUCUGGAUGUUUUGUUUUGA